AUGCCGUCCCAUGACCGUCCACGAGCUUCCCAGCUGGCCCGGAGACUGUCCACCACCGUCCAGCUGGCCAAGCUUAGUCGAGCUAACGCUAGCUGGACGCUAGCUGGACGAGCUGAUACUAGCUGGCCUAGCUGUCCGCAGCUGCUAUCGAUUUCCUUAAAACAAACUGCCGCUCCUUUCGGAUCGCGGGACGCGGGCGUUACAGUCCACCAAGUCAAGGGCAGCAUUAGACACGACGAGGGAGAUCUCGGACAGGCACCUGAGCAGGAUGAUGAACUCCUAGAUGAGCAUAUAUCAGGAGACGACCACGAUACAGGACCGAAAACGGACUGGCGGAUCCCAAUACGCGAGUACAUCUUGAACGGAACCGUUCCCGCGGAUCGAUGGCAAGCGCGAAAGCUCAAAGCGCAAAGUGCGCGGUUCUGCAUCAUCGGCGAAGAGCUAUAUAAGCGAUGCAUUGCCGGUCCAUACCUCAGAUGCGUUCACGGGGAAGAGACCGAAAGCAUCAUGGAAGAGGCUCACGAGGGACCCUACGGAAAUCAUUCUGGAGGUCGAUCGCUAGCUCUCAGGAUAAAACAGCAAGGGUACUUCUGGCCGACCAUGCUCGCAGACUGCGACGCGCAUGGCAAAAGUUGGGACAAAUGUCAACGCCAUGCACCCAUGACCAAUCAGCCCGCCGAGCUGAGAAAAUCGGUCUCCUCCCCUUAUCUUUUCAUGCGAUGGUCGAUGGAUGCCAUCAGCUCCCUAGAGCAGUCGGGAAGACGACGCGUGAAACACCUACUGGUCGUAACUGACUAUUUUACCAAGUGGAUUGAAGCGGAAUCCUAUCAAUCAAUUACUCGGGAUCAUGUGAAAGAUUUCCUUUGGAAAAACGUGGUAUGUUUUCACUGCAUCCCUUACGAGAUCGUAACAGAUAACGGAACCAAUUUGAUUUCAUCUGUAGUGCAAAAAUUCUGCGACGACUGGGGCAUUCCGCUUACCCCGUACACACCCUGGUACCCUCAGGGGAAUGGGCAGGCCGAGGCGGCCAACAAACUAAUCAUGGAUGGUCUUAAGCGACGGUUAGGCGCCGCAAAGUCCGGCUCGGAUGCUCAGCGGCCCGGAGUCCUAUGGGCCACCCGAACUACCCCACAUGGGAGCACAGGUGAAAUCGCUUUCUCCCAAGCCUACGGGAUCGAAGCCGUCGUACCGGCAGAAAUCUCCGUAGGUAGUAUCCGCUGA
Messenger RNA from Camelina sativa (false flax), 1221 nucleotides. The record is from RefSeq and is a predicted model, not a curated record. NCBI's taxonomy places the organism in Eukaryota, Viridiplantae, Streptophyta, Magnoliopsida, Brassicales, Brassicaceae.